CUAAGAAUAAAGACUUCCACCCUGAAACCCACCUCCCCAAUUUUUCCACCGAAAUCGAAGCCACCAGAGGGAGAUACCAACUUCUCCUUCGCUGCUCUUUCUCUCCUUCUCCUCGUCUUCCUCGCCCCUUUCUUCGUCUAUUCUAUGGAAGACAUGAGAUCGAGAUCCUACGCCGAUGGCCGGAUGCAGAUUGAACCGUACGGUAUCAGGGGACCAGCGGUUCCGUCAUACGAUCUGAGGAGCUACAGCACGUCGGAUGCCUCUUCCUACUCCCAGAAGGAGACCAAGCUCAAUAAGAGUAAGAAUCUUUCUUCUUUCAAAGGCGGGUGGUUAAACGAUCCGGAGCUCCAAAGGAAGAAGAGAGUUGCGGGUUAUAAGGUCUAUUCGGUUGAGGGAAAGGUCAAGGGGUCGUUCAGAAAGAGCUUUAGAUGGAUCAAGGAUAGAUAUACGCAUGCCGUGUACGGCUGGUGGUGACCGAUGGCUGAUCUGUGGUGGAAGCCACUUGCAGCUUGCUGUGUCCUUGAAAGGGAGGUGCUACUAAGGUUCUUGGCUUCAAAGAAAGAAGGUUUUUGUUGCCUCUAAAGAAAUAUCAUCUUUUGUUCUUAUAAGCAUCUUUCGUAUAUAUGUUAAUUAUCAAAAGAAUAAGUUAAGAAUUUGUUAUAGUUUGAGUACCUUUGUGAUUCUGAAUUCUGUGCUACUAUGCUUUAUUUUGAUGCUUGCUAUCAUAUAUCUGAGUUAUAGAAAUAAUUUCAUGAUGAGUUCGGACAUAAA
This is a messenger RNA of Dendrobium catenatum, 771 nucleotides long. RefSeq lists its product as uncharacterized. The coding region runs from base 145 to 474 and encodes 109 amino acids. NCBI's taxonomy places the organism in Eukaryota, Viridiplantae, Streptophyta, Magnoliopsida, Asparagales, Orchidaceae. The record is from RefSeq and is a predicted model, not a curated record. The transcript is spliced from 2 exons.